AUGCCAGUCAGCGGCAUCGGGGAGUACAGCCUCGGUACAAGUGCGUCAUGGGACGAGUAUGUGGAACGACUUGAAAUGUACUGCGAAGCCAACAAGCUUUCGAAGGAUGAAGAAAAGCGCGCUGUUUUACUCAGCUCCUGUGGAGAAGAAACGUACAGUCUCAUCGUGACGCUGGUCAAACCCGAAAGGCCAACUGCUGCAGCUUACGAGAAGAUCAAGAAAGCGGUCCGAGAACACAUGCAUCCGAAGCCGUCAGUGCUGUACGGUAGAUUUUUAUUUUACAAGCGUAACCAAGCGCAAGGCGAAAGCGUCGCAGAUUACGUGACAGCGCUGAGAAGACUGGCUGAAAACUGUGGCUUCGGAGACGACACGCUUCCUAUGGACGAGAUGAUGCGAGACCGUUUCGUCUUCGGCAUCAGCAACGAGGCUGUGCAGCAACGCCUACUGGCAGAAAGGGACCUGACAUUCACUGUGGCGUACGACAUGGCCGUGACAGCGGAAGCAACCCAACGGCAGCAACGAGAAAUCAGGACACAGAGCCUCAGCGACGCGAACGGCAUAGGCGACGCGGCCGUCCACGAAACGCGCCCAAAGGAGCCAGCUGCGUCCAGAGAUGGCGUCUGUUACCGCUGCAACGGAGCCAAGUCUGAGAGUGCUACUCAUGCAGCAACAGUAGACUUGACCACCUAUCACUGUUUUUUCAUUUUGCUGAGCACACCUAGACCCCUGUAG
Rhipicephalus sanguineus (brown dog tick) is the source of this 732-nucleotide messenger RNA. RefSeq lists its product as uncharacterized. The coding region runs from base 1 to 732 and encodes 243 amino acids. The record is from RefSeq and is a predicted model, not a curated record. The transcript has 2 exons. Lineage: Eukaryota; Metazoa; Arthropoda; Arachnida; Ixodida; Ixodidae.